Messenger RNA from Lucilia cuprina (Australian sheep blowfly), 2427 nucleotides. RefSeq names its product F-box/LRR-repeat protein 4. The coding region runs from base 420 to 2381 and encodes 653 amino acids. Gene Ontology annotation, biological process: SCF-dependent proteasomal ubiquitin-dependent protein catabolic process. The record is from RefSeq and is a predicted model, not a curated record. Lineage: Eukaryota; Metazoa; Arthropoda; Insecta; Diptera; Calliphoridae. Gene Ontology annotation, cellular component: SCF ubiquitin ligase complex. The transcript is spliced from 9 exons.
UCUUAAAGAUAAAGAAAAAAGACCACAACAAAAAGUGAAUAAAUAGAAAAAAUUUAAUUAUAAACCAAAGUGAAGUGCUGCCAAGGAUAUUUCUUAGUUAUACUUCAACAAUUCUUAAACAUUUUGUUAUUGUGAAAAAAAAAACAGAAGCCAUAGAAGCAUAACAAAGGUGGUUUCUUUGGCCAGCUAAUGAUAUCACCAUUAACGCCAGCAAACGUUCCUAUGUCCGUUUUCUUGGAGGUUUUUGAAUAUUCAUCAAAAUUGUGUUUGGUUUGCAUUUGUGGACACAAUCCCAAUCCACUCCGGCUACUACGGUUGCCCGCACACGUAGCUGGUUUGGAUUUGGAUGCACUCCAGAACAAUUACUAACACUGACAAAGUAUUUACAGCGCUUGUGCCGGGCACAUAGAAGCGAAAAAAUGUCAACCUCUCAAUCCUCUGCCUCGGCAGAAGAUGAUAGAAGAUCUGCUGGCAAUAAGUCAAUAGCUGUUGAUACCAUAGUUAAGUUUCCCAAUCAAAGGGAAAGAGAUCUAGAGGCCUCUUUAGAGUCUGAUGAUGAAUAUGAAGUAGCUGGUGCUAUGAUAGAUGUAGAGGGUUUCUGUUAUGCCGACUAUCGUAUGGAACAAUAUGCUCAUAGUGUUUUAGAUUUUAGUUCACAAUAUGGCAUAGAUUUAAGUAUAUCCUAUACGGCACCAAAUAUAACAGGCCGACCCUCCAAAUAUCCAGAAUAUGGUGAUUUUCCACAAACUUUUGCUAUGCGCACCUAUGGUGACUGGUGGGAUCGUUCACCAUCUCGUUUACGUGAAAUAUCACCUCAAAAUUUACCCAAAGUACCAGCUGAAGAUUUUAUAGUUUUGUAUUUUGAAGACUAUGUUAUACCCGAUGAAAUUGCCAUUUUUGAGACAUUUAAUCCGGGUGCUGUUAUACGCAUUUGGGCGUAUACUAUUGCUAAGACUUGGAUUUGUUUGUGGGAGGAUAAUGACUUCUAUACACGACCACCCUAUGUGGCAAAUAGAGCUAGACGUUUUGCACCACCUUUAAAACGUAUACAAUUACCAACAAAACGAGAAAAUACCUCAUUUAAUAAACAAUCCUCAGAAAAUAAUGAAAACUAUAUAAAAUCUAUAAUACAUAUGUUACAACAAACAUAUCCCAAAAACUUUGAUGCACCACACUAUCAAACUAAUACCUUAGUGGGUAAGCAAAGAAGAUCUUUUGCUGUAAAGCAGGAAACAAAUCAUGUCCAUAAAGUUCGUUCCAAGCCUAGUGUAACAUAUCAAAAGAAUACUUUAAAAAAAGUUCCUACCGUCAUAAAGUUAGUCAAAAGGCAAACUAAGGCAACUUCUACUUCAGACUUGAACAAUAAAGAUUGUGUUCUUAAGUCUAUUCUAAAAAAGGGAAAUGACAAAGUAAAAGUUGAAUAUGAUAUUAAUAAAUAUCUUGUUUAUAACAAGCAAAAUAAGGAACCAUUAGAAAACUCUUGCUUCGAAAGGCAAACAAAAGAAUUGUGUUUAGAAGAAGAUAAAGUUGUUGGUUUAUCGGAAAAACAUGAAAAGCGAAAAUUCCCAAAAAGAAAACAUUUACGCAAACAUAAUGAGCCAGAUAUUUUAAUGGAAAAUCUACGUAAUGCUGUUAUGCACAGUGUUCAAAUCCUGAUGAGCACACCUUGUCGUUAUGGAUUACUCUCCAGCAUCGUCAAUAGCAAAUCCGAUUCAAUGACAGUUUGGAAUAAAUCCAAACGUUCCAAAUUCUUUAAAUUAGCCAAACAGGAAAAAUUCAAUAAAGGAGGACUACUAUCUAUCUAUCUAUCUAUCUAUCUAUCUAUCUAUCUAUCUAUCUAUCUAUCUAUCUGUCAAUAUAUCCGCCAAUUUUUGUAUUUUUCAGCAUUUUGCAAUGUGGCUGUUAAUAUGGAUGAUGUGGCUUUACAUAUUUCCCAGUAUAAUAAGCAAUUAAUAUCCUUGGAUUUAUGGAAAGCACAUUUUCUAUCAGCUCAUGGUCUAAUUGCCUUAUCGGAAUGUCAUGAUUUAGAAGAAGUGGAUUUUGGUUGGUGUUUACGUGAGGCUACUUUGGGCGAUAGUUUAAAAGAAUUCCUAACGAAGUGUCCCAAACUAAAGAAAUUAUUUUUAGCUGCUGUUCGUGGUUUAACCGAUCGUGAUUUAGAAUAUAUUGCAAAUUUAUGUCCCAACUUGGAGCAAUUGGAUCUAAUGGGUGUUUUGGGUAUAUCCAAAGAGAAAUAUUAUGAUAUUUUACAAAAAUGCAAAAAAUUACAAUUGAUGGAUCUAAGUUUUUGCGAUAAUAUUAUGGAUUAUGAGGUUGCUAUGUGGUCUCGAAAUUUUAAAGUGAAUAUCAAGUGUUGUCAUGUACCUAACGAUUUUAGAUAAGAUUUUUACCAACAAAAAUUUUCAAAUAAAAUAUUAGUUAAAUACA